This is a messenger RNA of Heterocephalus glaber (naked mole-rat), 2477 nucleotides long. It is a transcript of the gene Ifit3, whose product is annotated as interferon induced protein with tetratricopeptide repeats 3. Gene Ontology annotation, cellular component: cytosol. Gene Ontology annotation, biological process: defense response to virus. Gene Ontology annotation, molecular function: protein binding. NCBI's taxonomy places the organism in Eukaryota, Metazoa, Chordata, Mammalia, Rodentia, Bathyergidae. The record is from RefSeq and is a predicted model, not a curated record.
UGUUGGGUUUGGUUUUCCUUCUCUCACUGAUUUUAAAUUAGUUUCACUUUCCAGUUUCCUUUUCCUUUCAAACAGGCAAUUAUUUAGAAACCCAGAGAAUGCAUCAGCUGGUACAUUUGGCCUGGCCCCUAUCCCCUCACUAUAUAGUCUCUUCAAUAUUUACUGCAAGCAGAUCAGGAAGAUUUCUGAAGAGCAAAUCAGUCUGGUCUGCAGCUUUUUGGAACAGCUGAGAAGCAGACUGCAGCUAUGAGUGAAGUCACCAAGAAUUCACUGGAGAGAAUCCUUCCACAGCUAAAAUGCCACUUCACCUGGAACUUAUUCAAGGAAGAGGGCGUCUUAAGUCAUCUAGAAGACAGAGUGUGUAACCAGAUUCAAUUGCUAAGCACUGAAUUCAAAGCCACAAUGUACAACUUGUUGGCCUACCUGAAACAUCUACAAGGUCAAAAUGAGGCAGCCCUGGAAUGCUUACAGCAAGCUGAAAAGUUAAUCAAGCAAGAACAUGCUGGGCAAGCAGAAAUCCGAAGUCUGGUCACCUGGGGAAACUAUGCAUGGAUCUACUAUCACAUGGGCCAGCUCUCAGAUGCUCAGACUUAUUCUGACAAGGUAAAACAGGUCUGUGAAAAGUUUUCAAAUCCUUACAGUAUUGAAUAUCCUGAGCUUGACUGUGAGGAAGGAUGGACACUACUAAAGUGUAGAAGAAAUGAAAGGGCUAAGGUGUGCUUUGAGAAGGCUCUAGAAGAGAAACCUGACAACCCAGAAUUCUCCUCUGGACUAGCAAUUACAAUGUACCACCUGGAUUAUAAGCCAUGGAGGCAGUUCCCUGUCAAUGUUCUGAAGCAGGCUAUUGAGCUGAGUCCUGAGAACCAAUAUAUCAAAGUUCUCUUGGCCCUGAAACUGCAGAAAAUAAAUGAAGCUGAAGGAGAACAACUGAUUGAAGAGGCCCUGGUGAAGGCUCCUCACCAAACAGAUGUCCUGCAAAGUGCAGCCAAAUUUUACAGAAAAAAAGGUAAUCUAGACAAAGCUAUUGAAUACAUUCUAAGGGCCUUGGACUCCACUCCAAACAAUAGCUACCUCUAUUCCCAAAUUAUAUCCUACUACAAGGAAAAAGUAAAGCAAGUGCAGAAUACAGGAGAAUCUGAAGCCAAAGGAGAUAGAGAGAAGAUUGAAGAACUGAGGGUAUUAAUUACUGACUAUAAAAGUAAAGUUAUUGAGAAGAUGCCAAAUUUUCUGAAUGUACCCUGUGAUCUCACUGAGUUCAGGAAAGCAGAAGAAUGUUAUCAGCGAGCAUUCAGUAAGGAGCUUCCCAGUGCUGAGAAGCAACAACUUCAUACCAGCCAUAGCAACACUCAGGAAUAUGAAAGGAAGUCUGAAGACAUUACAGUUGAAAAUUAUUUAGAACAUUUUCCUAUAAGCAAGAAAUCAUCUGAGAAGGAAGAGAAGAAACAUAAUGCAGCUGAAAAUCUGCCUCCAAAAAAUGCACCAAAUUCUUGCUAUCUACAAGGUCUAGAUUCCAAGUUCAAUGGGGAUCUGCUACAAGCCACAAAAUGUUAUGAGAAGGCACCAGGCCAUCUGCUAAAGGAUGCCCUUUCAGGUAUGGGCAGUGUGUUCCAGUCACCAUCUGGGCCUGAAGGAAGCAGUGAGAUGUGCCAGAAUGGAAGCAGCUCCACUCUCAGUGAGCUUCCCCAUUCCUGACCUGGGACAAAGUGGAAGAAAAGAAGCAAGGCAUCCAAAGGUCCAGCAUGGUGGUUGUGAUGGGGAGAAGCCUGGGAGACAGGAAGCCUCCAACCUGAGGUGGCUAAACCCAGUGUUCUUGUUUAUUGCUUUCAAGCACAUUUUUUUUUUUGGUACCAGAGAUCAAACUCUGGUCCUUGCACUUGUGAGUCAGGCAACGGAACCACUGAGCUAAAUCCCCAGCCCCUCAAGUACAUUUUUAAAGGGUAGUUUUCUCAUGUUCUGUCUAUCCCAGCCACACAGGUGUCUGUACAGCAGCUCUUACUACCAGUGGCUAGUAGCUUUAGGCUGGCAUAAAGCUGAUUUGUUCUCAUUUUGCACUCAGUUUGCCAUAUAAUCCCCAUCUGUUCUUCUGGUGAAGGGUAAUACAUGGCAAUAGGCUACCAAGAAAAUCUUCAAUCACUUCUUUUGUCCCAUUUCCAGUCACACUUCUGGGCCCACAGGAUUAACUUUUGUGUAACUUUAUAAUGGUCUUUACAUCUUACUAUUGGAUUUAGCUAUAUUUAUGUGUAUUGUUUUUUGUUUUUGUUUUUUACAAUACUGGAAAUUGCACCCAGGAACUUUGUACUGAACUACAUCCAAAGCUUUAUUUUAUUAUUCUUUUUUUUUUCUGAGACAGAGUCUUGUUAAGUUGCUAACUUGCACUUCUCCUGCCUCAGCUUUCCAUUGUGCUAGGAUUACAAAUGUGGACCACCCCACCUGGCUUUUAGUGAUGCUACAAUAAAUCUAAAAAUUUCAACUCACAA